This is a messenger RNA of Rotaria sp. Silwood2, 1482 nucleotides long. Lineage: Eukaryota; Metazoa; Rotifera; Eurotatoria; Philodinida; Philodinidae. The record is from the annotation of a GenBank genome assembly.
AUGCUGAGAUUUAGAGUUUUUCUUUUAUUAACUAUAUUUAUUUUUUCAUCCAAAUGUCAAAAUCAAUCGAUUAUUAAACAAGAACAAUCUUUAUGUAUUUAUAAUAGCAGUUAUAUUAUACCAUUAUUUACUACACGAAUUGUACGUAUGACGUUGAAUCAAACUCGACUUAAACAAUUGAACAUUCAUACAAUACGUAUACGUGCGUUUAUUCGAAAUAAAAAAGUAGCAGAAUUUCAAGAUCAUCGUAAUUCAAUUGAAAAAGUUUUUCAUUUAAUGAAAAAAACCGAACAAUAUGAUAAUAAAUCAAUAAUAAAUUAUGAUUUAAAAAUAUAUGCAAAAUAUAUAAAUCAAACAGAUAUUCAUUAUUUUACUGAAUUUAUUAAUAUAAAAAGUCAUAUUCAUACUAUCAAUUGUUCGAUUAUUUUAAUUAUAUCACAGCCACAACGUUUAAGAGAUAAAAUAUUUAAAAAUUUCUUGCCAUUUAUACUUAUGCUUAUAGCAAUUCAAAUGGGUAUAUUACUUGAUAUAGAAGUUUUAAAAGAAUUAAUUCAUCGACCAAUACAAAUUUCAAUAGGUUUGGUUUGUCAAUACAUUUUGAUGCCAUUAAUUGCUUUUUCUAUAUCAAAUUUUUUUCAACAUGAGCCAUUAUAUAGUCUUGGUUUAUUUGUUCUUGGAUGUUGUCCAGGUGGAUCAGCAUUAAAUCAAUGGACAGUUCUAUUUGAUGGUGAUCUUAAUUUAUCAGCAAUCAUGACAUUUGCAUCAACAGUUGCAUCAUUUUUUAUGAUGCCAUUAUGGUUAUAUACACUUGGACAAUAUGCUUUCUUACGUCAACUUAAAAUUCGGAUAUCAUUUUUGAAUUUAUUGCAAUCAUUAUUAACAAUCAUUCUACCAAUGGGAUUAGGAAUGCUUAUUAGUCAUUUUAUUCCAAAAUUAAAACCAAUAAUAAAAUGUAUUUUGAAACCAACGUUAAUAUUCUUUACAUGUUAUUUCUUUAUAUUUGCUGCUUUUGUUAAUUAUCAUUUACUUUUUUAUAUUGACUUAAAAACAGCAUUAACAAUACCUUUAUUACCAUGGUCAGGAUUUUUAUUGAGUUGUUUAUUUGCUUGGAUUUGUAGACAAGAUUGGAAACGAAUUAUAACAAUUGGAAUUGAAACAGGUAUUCAAAAUAUUGGAAUUGCGUUUAUGGUUUUACUUUAUUCAUUGCCAGCACCAGAAAAUAGUCGAGCUACUGUCAUUCCAUUCAUUGCUUCCUAUGCCUCAGUUCAACCAUUCUAUUUUAUCCUUAUUUAUCAACUCAUACGUCGAAAAUGUUGUAAAACACAACGAGUCGUUCAUCGUAUAUCGAUUGAUACAUUAAGUAAAACAACUUUUGAGUUAAGUGAAGCAGAAGAUGAAACAUGUGAGGAAAUACUUCAAACAAAAAAAGUUUCAUUACCAAUGAUAACCUUAGAUGCAUCUGUCGAUGCAAAAUCUACUUAA